Molecule: messenger RNA, 6399 nt
Organism: Argiope bruennichi
Lineage: Eukaryota; Metazoa; Arthropoda; Arachnida; Araneae; Araneidae
Gene: sky
Product: GTPase-activating protein skywalker-like
Exons: 12
Coding region: 139-1803 (554 amino acids)
Source: RefSeq, a predicted model, not a curated record
GUCAUUCUUUGUAAACAAAACUACCCUCAAAUGCUUUCCAGGAGGUUCCGAUUUCAAAAAUAUCAAAUGAGAAAAAAGCAUUUGUUCAUUACAUAGAAGUCUGGAUACGAUGAAAUUUUACUGUCAUAUCUGAAAACAAUGCCAUCUCAUAGCCUCAACACAAAAUUUGUCAAUGCAAAGCAAAUUGAACGGCUCUGUUCUGUUUCACAAGAUAUUAUAUACUCUGCUUCUGAUGUUUCAAGUAUUACUAGUGCUUCUGAUAUUAAACAGGUAAAAGAGAUAGUGAGAACUAAUCAAUGGACUGUUGAUCACCCAAUUCGGAAAAAUUUGUGGGAAACACUUUGCAAUCAAGUUUCUGGAGAAUGUCAUGUUGAUAUUUAUAAUGAGCUAGUCAAAGAACUGUUUGGUGAUGAUGGAGAUAACUACUUUCCAUCUAGUCUGCCAUCUUUUGUAGACCCUGCUUAUUGCAUUCGCUAUUACCUGAACACAGAUGGAAAGAAAAAUGCUGAAACAAUUUUGCAGGUUAUUCGCCAAGCAAAACCUGAUAUUACUUACUGCCCUAUAUUGUACCCAUUAGUCUGUGUUUUUUUACAUUAUAUGUCCGAAGAAAUGGCCUUUUCAUGCAUCAUGAAAUUGCUGUCAGACAGGCAAAACUACAUCUCGCAAACCAAGUCUGAUCAUUCUGCUUCAGCCUAUCUAGUCAUGAAACUUUGCAAGAAAUAUGCAAAAAAUGCAUACACUCAACUUGAGAAAGAAUUAAAAGAACAUGAAGAUUUGGAGAGUAUGUUCCAAAAUUGGCUAUCAUGGAUAUUUAAGGGUUUGCCAUUUCCUCACUUGGUACGAGUAGUAGAUUGCUUUUUGGUUGAUAAAAAGAAGGGCCUUUACCGCAUUGUUAUUGCAUUACUCAUUCUUUAUCAUAAAAAUGCAGAUAAAGUUGACAGUGAUGAUCUUGGAAGUUUGCAGAAGUUGCUAGAUUUUUUUCAAAAUAUACCAGUGCCUAUAGAAAAAGUUUUUAAGAUUGCAUAUGGCAUACGAGGCUUCAGUGAGAAAAUAGUAAACCAGCAGCUCCUUAAAGUUCAGAUGACUUUGAAAAGUCAAGCUAAUUUGUCUGAACGAUCCAUGUCAGCUGACAGAUUACCCUCUUCACAAUCAGCAUACCAUUUGCAAGUGAAUUCAUCUGCCCAACCUGUUAUUCGGGAGUUGAGAUUAGAUUCUUUAUCUCGAACAAGAUCUGUGGGUGUUGUUGCUUUAGGCAAUUUUAAAUCAAGCAUCCUUUCAGCUGAACAGAUGAGUAUCAUUUGGAGCUGGAUCCCUAUAAGAGUCUCCAUGUUGCAACCUGAAGUGAUCUAUUCAUCAAAUGAACAUGGAGUUUGCCUUACUGCUUUUUAUAUGGCUGUUGGCUCAUAUGAACCUACGAUUCUGGUUAUAAAAGCCAUGAAUGAUGAGGUGUUUGGCGCUUAUUGCUCUACAUCUUGGAAUGCCAGAAACUCAUGUGAUGGGGAAAAUAAGAGGCAUACAUACUUCGGCACUGGGGAGACAUUUCUGUUUACAAUAGUUCCAGAAGUGAAGAAGUAUCCUUGGGUGGGCAGUGAAAGUGGCUCAGAUGUGCCUCAUUCUGCUAAAUUAUUCAUGGCUGCAGAUAAUCGCAUGAUAAAUGUUGGUGCUGGGAAUGGCCAAGGUCUUUUGCUAGAUGAUAAUCUGCUGUAUGGAAGAACUGAACAUUGUGAUACCUUUGAUAAUGAGCCAUUAUGUAGCUGCAAGGAUUUCCAGUGCAAAAUAGUUGAAGUCAUAGCUUUUAAAUAAGUUUGCAGAAUAGCUAUUCCUUUUAUGUAUGUAUGUUUGUAUGUGUGUGGUGUAAAUAUAUACGAUUACAUCUAUUCUGUUUUGUACUUGUUCUAUAUCUAAAAUGCCAGCCAUGUCCUUGAGAUUGUUUUUGGAACUAUUGUUCCAUUUUUUUUUAUUUGUUUACAUAUUUCAAUAAUCGUGUAUUUUAGCUGCGAUUUUUGAUCAAAUGAUUUGACAUUUUAUUUUAGCAGAAGUGCACAAAACUAUUAUUGUGUACUCUAUCUAUGACUAAUCCAUGACACAUAUUUAUUAUAAUUUUUUAAAAAUCUCUUGAAUAUAUGAAGUUAUGGAAUAGUAAGGGUUUUGGCGAGGAAUAGUAAGGGUUAUGGAAUAGUAAGGGUUAAGGCAAUUAAAAUUAAAAGUAAAUUGCCUGAAAAUAAUUAUCAGAUAAUUUUGAAAAACUGAAUUUUUUCAACAUUAUUUUAACAAUCAUAUUAUACAAAUGCUGUAAAUAGGAUACAUUUCUUAACUGAAUUUAUUUGCAAUGGCCUUAUAACUUAAUUGUAUGGAAAUUCAUGUAUUUUCUAAUUUUAAGACUCUUUCUUAUAUCAUUAUAUUACUUAUUUAAUGAUUUAAAAUUAAUAUAUAACUUUGGCAAUAAUUAUUAGAAAAUUAUAAUUAUUACAAAGGAAUCUCUUCUCGACAGCUAGAUGAUCUUUAUUUUGUCUGAACCUCUAUUGCUAAAACAGGAGUAGCAAACUCAUUUGUGAUCAUUCUGUUCAUUACAGUAACUGAUUGACAUAUAUAAUUAGAAAGUUCUUUUUUUAUUUGUUUAGAAAUAAAAAAAAAAUGCUUGAAAGUAGGGGAAAAGUAACACUUUCAAUACACAUAAAUAAUAAUCUUGCAGUUUUUUUUAUGCAAGAUUAUAUUAAUUUUAUAUUUUUAAUGUUUCCCUUUUGAAAACACUGCUCACUAGAAAAUGAGAGGAGCUGUGUUAUUUUACAAUUAAUAUUUUUACAGUGCUUGAAAUUUGAAAUAAAUAAUUAAAAAUUCUUUUCAUGAAUUACUUUUUGUAAUUUUACUUUCUUUUCAUAUUCCUCAAACAUAUUUAUGCAACAAAAAAAAAAGAAAUCAAAGAAGUGGGUAUUUUAUUACUAUAAAAUGCUGUGAAGAGAGAUUUUUUUUAAGUGUUUAUACAUUUUUUAAAUAUUUUAGGAUCAAAUAUGGAAAUUUUUUUUGUAUUAUUGCCCAAUAGCUCCUUUCUUUCAUAUCAAAAAUGCUAUCUUAAAUCAGAUGCACAUGUUUGUUUUUUUAGUUUGUUUGUUUGUUUUACUGACAAUAAUAAUGAAGUAUGCCUUUUCUUGCUUCAAAUGCAUGUGUUUAAUUUGUUUUUCAAACAGCCUAUCUGUUACUGUUGUUUGAGAUUACAGUAUUUUUGAUAUUUAUAGUUCAGUAUUACUUUUAUAGAAAAUAUGCAGUAUUUUCCUCUUCUCUCUUUCUUUCUGAAUAUAAAUAUUGUUAUUUAAAGUAUUUUAUUAAUUGAAAACACGUUUAAGUGAUUUUUUUUGUUUGCUUUCAUCACAAUUGUAUGAUAUAACUAUGCAUUCCUGAAAAAGAACAAAUGUAUUUAUGAAAGAAUCAUUUCAUGUACUACCUAGUGUCUUAUAAGUAUCGAGAAUUGUCUGAAUUCACUUUACUUGGAUAUUGUUUGUUUUUAUGUAUAUUUAAAUUCAUAGAAGCUUAUUUCUUAUUUAUUAUUACUCUUAGAUUAUUAAAAAUCACUUGUUGUUUUAUUUGUAAACCAAAUUAUUAAGUUUUGGUUUUACAACUUCUGCUGAAGAACUGUUAUAGCAUUCUUGAAUUUAUCCUUGUAUAUUCUUAAAUUAAAUAGCAUUUUUAAAAAUAAAUUGGUUAGAAGUUUUAAUAGAAAAAUUCUUAAUAUUUUAAAAUCAUGUUUUUUUAUUUAUUUUUAUAUGUGUGAACUUAUUCAUAGAAUAAGCAAUGUCUGAUUUAUGCAUGUAUCUAGGAGCUUUUAUGGUAUUUUCUUGUUUUAGGUAAAUUCCAUUAAGGAAAACUACCGACUUUGGUUUUAUUCCUUAUUGUAACUUGCUUCUGGUGGGAAAUAUUUUUUUGCUACUAUGAAAUAAAUGCAUAUAUAUUUCUUUAUGCAUAUGAUCCUUAUAGAAAUAUUUAUGUGCCAACAAAGUCAUUUAAAUAGUUUUUGUUCCUAGAUUUCUUUCCUUUUACUUCAUUAAAUGAUUCGGACUCUUUUAUAAUGAAAGGCAUUUCAUUAUUAUUAGUUUUCAAUAUCUUCGAUUCUGACAGAUAAUCUGAUAUUUGUUAACAUAAUGAAAUUUUUCAAAUAUAAUAUGGAAAAAAAAUGGAUCCUAAGAAACUCCAUUGUAGAUGUAUUUGGUUGUUGCAGUCACUAAAUUCAAGAGACAUUUGUCCCUAUUUCCUUUAAUUCUCAAAUAAAUUAUUUGUUUACUUAUGGAAAUCUUUAAAAAAGGUUUGUUUUUUCCCUAUAAAUCGAAAAAGUAUUUUCAUUGAUUAAACCAGUCAUUUUAAAUUUGUAAAUUAAUUAUUAAUCUUUGAACUGUUGAAAAACAAUGUUAGUAUUUAUGGUAGCUGCUUAUAGCUCAUAAUAUAGUAGACUCUUAAUUCAGGGAUAGGAAGACCAAAUAAGGAUUCUUUUUAAUGAAAUUUUACAAAUGGUUACUUUCAACCUCUUCAGACAAGAAAAACUCUCUUUUUCCUCUCCUACCAAAAUAGCCCUUAUUCAUAUUUUCUUAUCACAUACUGAUGGUCAAUAAUUUUUUAAUGUUUGUUACAUACAUUUUAGAAACACAUUACAGAAAAAGGAAGUCAAACUAUAAAAAUAUUGUGUUCAUCUAUAUGAAACAUAAAAUCAUACACUGUAUGAAUACAUUUAAAAUAAAUAAAAUAUUAAUGCCAAUCUCGGUAAAAUUAUUCCUCAUUUUGUUACAGAUUACUUUUUUUUACUGGUUUGGAUAGUUAGGAAUUUACUGUAAAUGAUUUUUCAAAGUGCUAGUUCUUAACCAAAAUUUUUUAAUUCAUUACAUAAAAGCACAGUAGAACUUUUUUUAAGAAAAAAAAAAAGUAAUAAGCUUCUGUAGAUUUCUGUUUGGAAUUAAUGAAAUUUUAUAUUUCAAAAAUGAAGGAAUUGUUUUGCUUGGAAAUAUUUGUAUGUUUGAAUUUUAAUUAUGAGUGUGUUAUAUUUGGAAUAUAUAUUUCAGAAAUAAUUCUUUUAUUAACUGCUUAUAUUUAAAUGAAUUAUUUAUUUUGCUCAAUAUACAUUUUUCCCCCAUGAACUAUUAAGUAUCCCCCCCCCCAUCAGGAUUUAUAUAUAUUGGAAAUAUUUGAAACCAUGUUAUUUGAAUGAAGCCAUUAAUUACAACAUAUUUUGAUUUUUAUUUUAAUCAUGUUUCUAUGAUUUCUUUUAAUGUAUUGAAUUAUUUGAUAGUUUUUUAGUAGUUUGUUGGUACAGAUUGUUUGAUAUAUCUAAACACUAACUAAGUGUUGCUAUUCAGGUGUAGCUAUUACUGUAUGUGUGUGCUCUACAUUAUCUGUGAUUUAAAAUCUCUAUCUGAGUAUGUACAUAUAUAUUUAAUCUAUUUAAUAGAGUGAUAAAUAAUUGUCGUGUACAUACAGUUUAAAUUUGUUGAUACAGUGGAUCAAGUAUGGCUUAUCUCAGUUUUUAUUGUGCCAUAAAAGUUUAACGAAACUCAAAUAUUUUAUUCGUUAAAUUUUAAUUUGCCACAUUUUUUUUCACUACUGAAAGACGAAUUGAGAUUAGUUACAUAAUAUGUGUUAAUUUUAUUUCUGAUUCGAACAAAAGUGUUACUUUUGAUUUCGAAAUUUGUGUUUUUUAUUGAUCUCUAAUCUUUAAGAAUCUUAUAUUAAUGUUUUUAUGAUAUUUGUUGAUGUUAAUCUUAUUUACAAAUAUGUGUAAUUAUAGGUAAUUUUUUAUUACUUAGAUUAGAAAAAUAUAGUUUUGGUAUUUGUAAGUCCUCUUAAGUAUUUGAUGAAAUUUAUUUCAGUGUACUUGUUUGUUCAGAUUUGUGCAAACCUGUAAUUUAAUUUUAUCCUUCUGCUAUUAUUUAUCAUAUAAAGAAGGAUUUUUAAUUUUUUUAAACUUUAUUAUGAAGGUUUUAUGGUGUUCUUUACUAUUACUGAUUGAAAUUUUCAAUCUUUAAGUUGCAAAAAUGAUUUUACUAUAAAUGAGUUUUCUUGCUGAGUUGAUAUUCAAAUCAUGUUUUUUCAAAUAAUCAUUUUAAAUUUAUUUUGAAGUAAAAAUGAUAAAAUGUUUGUUAAGAUUUAUUUAAAGAUCAGUAUUUACUUAAAUAAAAUAGCAUUCCACUAAAAAUUGCCUUUAAAAUGUUUUAAGUUAUUAUUUUGAAAAUAAUCUAUUUAGAAGGCAUUCUUAUUACUUUUUAAUAUUAUGGGUAAUAUUUUUGUAUUUUGCUAUCAUUCCAAAUGUUCUGGUUGACUAUUUGUUGUCUAACUUAGCAAGUCUUAUUUUACAUUUUUAUCGACUUAUUAAUGUCACUUGUACCAUGAAACUGAAUAAAUGUGCUAGUCACUGCAAUUAAA